Molecule: messenger RNA, 1720 nt
Organism: Helianthus annuus (common sunflower)
Lineage: Eukaryota; Viridiplantae; Streptophyta; Magnoliopsida; Asterales; Asteraceae
Product: pectin acetylesterase 8
Exons: 13
Coding region: 194-1372 (392 amino acids)
Biological process (GO): cell wall organization
Cellular component (GO): plant-type cell wall
Molecular function (GO): pectin acetylesterase activity
Source: RefSeq, a predicted model, not a curated record
UAAUUAUAUACUAUCUACACGUUAUAUUAUAUUGUUUUGGUGUAUUAUAUUAUAUCAUAUAAUAUAAUACUUUAAUAAUUCACAUUAUCUAUAAUCAGUGCUAUAAAAGCAAACGGCUCUGCUACAAACCUCGUGACGCUCUCAUUUAACUUUUCCGAUCCGGAGUUGCAUUUACGAUCAACAAUUCUAAGGUAUGAUGAGGGGAGGAGGAAGAAGGAUAUGCCUAAUAUUAGUGGGAUUAUUAUGCCUGUUGACCACUGAAGCUUAUGAAGUUGGACUCACUUUUUUAAAUAGUGCUGUUGCUAAAGGAGCAGUUUGUUUGGAUGGAAGUGCACCUGCAUAUCAUAUAGACAAAGGAUUCGGUGCAGGUGUCAACAAUUGGCUGGUUUUCUUCGAGGGAGGAGGUUGGUGCAACAAUGCUACGGCUUGCCUAACGCGUAAAGAUACCCGUUUAGGCUCAUCCAAGAAAAUGUUGACAACCGAGACCUUCUCGGGGAUGUUUCAUAACAAGGCAAAGUAUAACCCUGAUUUUUAUGAUUGGAACAGAAUCAAGGUUCGGUACUGUGACGGAGCUUCUUUUACCGGUGAUGUGGAAGCAGUUGAUCCCAAAACCAAUCUUCACUACAGAGGAGCAAGGAUUUUCCGCGCUGUUAUUGAGGAUUUAUUAGCAAAAGGCAUGAAGAACGCUAAAAAUGCCAUGCUUGCUGGCUGCUCAGCUGGUGGACUGACUGCCAUAUUGCAGUGUGACAAUUUCAGAUCACUUUUACCUGCAACUACUAACGUGAAAUGCCUAGCGGAUGCUGGUUUUUUCAUUAACGGGAAGACGAUUAUUGGAACAAGUCACAUCGAAGGCUUCUUUGCAGAUGUUGUCAAGACACAUGGAUCGGCUAAAGUUUUGUCUCCAGCUUGCACUUCGAAAAUGAGUCCUGGUCUGUGCUUUUUCCCACAGAAUAUGGUGCAAUAUAUCAAGACACCGAUUUUCUUGAUUAAUGCAGCCUAUGAUUCAUGGCAGAUCAAGAACAUAUUGGCUCCAGGAGUUGCGGAUCGAAAAGGCACCUUUCGUGAAUGCAAACUCGAUAUAACAAAGUGUUCAGCAGCUCAACUCAAUGUCCUGCAAGGGUUCAGACAGGAGUUCUUGCGGGCGUUGACUGGAUUCGGAAACUCUCCUUCAAGAGGAUUGUUCAUCAACUCUUGCUAUUCCCACUGCCAAACUGGAAUCCAAGAAACAUGGUUGAGAAAUGAUUCUCCACUGUUGGGCGGCACGACAAUUGCGAAAGCUGUUGGAGACUGGUAUUAUGGGCGAGCUGCGUUUCAAAAGAUCGACUGUCCAUACCCAUGUGAUAAAACAUGCCACAAUCGUGUUUUCGACUAGAAGGUUACAUUGUUUGGUGGUUCUAAAGAACAUCCACCAAGAAAGUUUAAUUUAUGUAACAAGAUAAGAUACAUGCCAGUACACUAUUUUCUUUGAUGCUGGUUCGUGCCGGUGUUAUGGAUAAACGGACUGUGUGUAUCGAAAGGAUCAACGUCCCCGGUAUGGUGGAAGGCUAGCUUUUAGAUAUACAAAAGUUGAAAAGUGUAUACGGUGAUGAAAUAAAUAUCAUCCCAUGUGUGGUGUUGGUGUGGUUCUUUGUUCUUGAAAAUAAUUCUAAUUAAUAAAUGUGGUUAUGAUGUGAUUUUGUGUGGUUUAUAAGCACUUUAUGGUCAUGGUUGAGGUUGAGAA